AUGCGAAGCAACGAAAACAAGGCCUUCACCACCAGCUCCGCUUCUCACGGUCCGAUGCUGCAUGCAUCCUCGUCGAACAACCACUCAUUGUUCUCCCUCGGUCGGAAUGGCGCCCCUAGCGACGUAGCAGACACCUUAGCAGACACCUCGAGCAGCUCUUUCGACUUCCUACCGUCUGUCAACUUCGAUGAUCUUCAGAGUAGUCUCGAGUCUGCCUCCACCGACUUCAAGCUGACCCAGUUUCCCUCACCCACCGGUCAGGGUGCCAUUCUCGACGACGACGGACCUCUGGUCGACAAGAUGGCCGGCCAGCAGACAAACGUCACCCAGAAUGGAGGAGCGACCCGCGUCGCCAUCCAGCCAAAUCCGACCCCCAAUACCGCUUCGAGACCUGCUAGAUCCGGGUCUAUACUGAGGAGGCCGAGUCUGACUGGGAGACAGGUCGGCAACGGCAAUGGGACUGUACCCGCAUCUUCGGGCGUCAUCGAUGCACCAACUGCCCCGGCCGCGAUGCGGAAUCGACGUCAGAGUCAUUAUCCCCCAGUUUCUAACAGCAACAUUGGGAAACCACCGAGGAAGUCCAUUGGUCCGGGCGUCAUUGAUUCUGAUUAUGGAACCAAAACUGCCCAAAAGCGACGGCCUAGUCUGAUGUCUAAUACAACCGACAGGAAUGGCGACGUGACCCGGCCGUCGAUGGACACCACGGGCGGACAGGCCGACAAUACGAGAAGCUUUGCGUCCUCGCGGGCGAAUAAGACGCGUUCUGUACAGCCUCUCCCGAGAUUGUCCGCCAACUUCUCUGCCAGCACCAGCAGUAAUGCUAGUUUGGAUCCUGAGAAGAGUCGGCUUUCCACAGCGUUUCCGAGGUCACCAAGGGGAGGAGGUGGAGCAGGAGGAGGGUCGAAAGGGUCUACACCGAAUUCGGCGAGAAGGAUGUCGGUAAUGCCUGGUUCCCACGCGACCGGACUCGGGGCGAGAACCAUUUCACCAACCGACGCCCAACGCAUGAAGCGCAUGUCCGCGCAUCCCCAGAGCCUCGCAUCGGUCGCCAAUGCGCCCCCGCCCCCUCCUAUCGACGUACGCCCACACUCGCGGUCUCCGUCGAUGAUUCCCCGAAAGACUUCCACGCCGUCAUCUUCGAGAACGACACCCGAUAUCAACAACAGGAAAUCGUACAGUUCUGGAUUGUCCGUUGGCUCGACUACUAGUUACAAUACGCACCGGACAUCCACGGGCUCGAUAACACGUGCUUUCUCACAGGGCGGUCCCAGUUCUCGACUACCCGCACCCAAAGGCCUGAACAUACACAAUGCUCCGCCGGCUGAGGAGGAGGAAGAUGUACCGCCUGUUCCUGCUAUUCCUAAAGCCUAUGAAUCGCCCAAGGACUCGCAGGCGGAACUCUCUUGGCUUGACAAGAGGAAAUCGAACUAUGCCUUUGAGACGGCCAGCAUUCAUAGUAAUUCGACCGGUACGCUGUCAAACGCCCCAUCGCAAGAGCCGUUGAACACAGGACAGCCCAAGGCCGGAGCUCGCAAAAACCCCCCGAGGAAGACACAAGCAGGUCCCUCUGCUGAUAUCGAACGGAGAAGCAAUGCAAACGCAUCAAGGAAGAACCUGCAGCCGUUGAGGCUCCCGCCUCUGAAUGUAGGUCCUUUGAGCACUCCCACUGCCGCCAAGAUCGCGGCCUUGCAGGACCAAGGCCACGACGACGGCAAGCUGAGCCCGCCACCGUCCCGGAUCACAGCCAAGACUCCGACAACUCCCAUGACUGCCUCAAAGAGCACAUUCUUCUCCCGCCGCGCGGAUCGAGAUCAGCAUGUGUCCGCCCCUCGAAGCAGCAGCUCAGUCCACCACAGCCGCGUGGAAACCCCAACGGCAGGAGACGCAGAGAGCUCAUCCGAGUCUUUCCUGGAUGCCUUGAACAAAACGCCUUCGCGCAAGCCGACUGUCUCUCCAUACCUCUCAUCAUCUGCUCCUAAAGGUGGCGACACUUUUGGCAGCCUAAUGACCAAGUCCAAGACCACAGGGGAUGUGAAUCAAACAAUCACGGUUAAUACUAGUGUUGAUACGAGACCGCAAAGGAAACCAACGGGGCCGAGGGCACCAAAGCCGCCGAAACUGGUAAACAAGUCCCCUCCACCUAUCUCCAGUCCGGAAGAGCAAGAGCCGCAAACUCCGUCUUCAAUGAGCAACCUUCGAAGGAAGCUCAGUCUUUCGUGGAAGAGAAGCAACUCCAAGGGUAGUAAUCAUCAGCCGACAAGUUCUGUCGACAAGGCAACCGACAGGCAGGCGCGGCAGGAUAGUAUGCCACCACCUCGGAUACCACUCUCAGCCGCAAUGAAUUUGACCUCGGGUAAAGCUUCCAGUCCAAGCCAUGCGGCGAAGCCAUCUGCCGGCUACCUGAACUCGAAACGAAGGAAGAGUUCUGCCUCGAGCUUGAAUGCAGUAAUGGCACAGGAGAAGAGCCGGACAACCUCCAAGAAGGACGUGGGCAACAGCUCGAUGAUUGAGACGUCUACGCAACCUCGAAGCUCGUCGAUUCAGAAGAUUCUUCGUCCGCGGCAAUCAGUUGCCUCGAUCAAGCGCGAUGAUCCGUACACUGCCGAGUUGGAUAGAGACGAUCUCGUCGCUGAGGAUGAAAUGAAGAAGCUGGCUUCGAGGAGGAAGGAGACGGAAUUGGCAGCUCGUACUUUGGAUGCGCUCCAUAAGAGGGCUUCACCCAAGGAACGUGUGGGUCCUCACGACGCCAUUCGGAUCGCCAUGCUGAACAUAUACGAGAGAGGCGAAAUUGUCGACUACAGCGACAUAUACUUCUGCGGCACCCAAAACGCCAGCAAGGUCGUCGGAGACCUGAAUUCGACUAGUUUGCCGAACUUCGGCUACGAUGACGACCGUGGUGAUUACACCAUCGUCGCCGGUGACCACCUUUCGUAUCGCUACGAGAUCGUCGAUGUGCUUGGCAAAGGAAGUUUCGGACAGGUCGUAAGGUGUAUCGAUCACAAGACUGGUGUUCUUGUCGCAGUGAAGAUCAUUCGCAACAAGAAGAGAUUCCACCAGCAGGCUCUUGUUGAAGUCAACAUCUUACAAAAGCUCCGUGAAUGGGAUCCCAGGAACAAGCACAGCAUGGUCAACUUCACCCACAGCUUCUACUUCCGAGGACAUCUUUGCAUCUCGACCGAGUUGCUCGACAUGAACCUCUACGAGUUCAUCAAGUCCAAUUCCUUCCGCGGAUUCUCUCUCAAACUCAUCAGACGUUUUACCAAGCAGAUGCUCAGUUCCCUCAACCUGCUUAAGCAGCACAAGGUUAUCCAUUGCGAUCUGAAGCCCGAGAACAUUCUUCUUCGACACCCUAUGCACUCCGAGAUCAAAGUUAUUGAUUUCGGCUCGAGCUGCUUCGAGACGGAAAAGGUAUACACCUACAUCCAGUCCCGGUUCUACCGAUCUCCCGAGGUCAUCCUUGGCAUGACGUACGGGCUUCCCAUCGAUAUGUGGAGUCUGGGAUGCAUUCUGGCCGAGUUGUUCACGGGCGUUCCAAUCUUUCCCGGUGAGAACGAGCAAGAGCAACUGGCCUGUAUAAUGGAGGUCUUUGGUCCGCCCGAGAAACACCUGAUUGAGAAGAGCACGAGGAAGAAGCUCUUCUUUGACUCGAUGGGCAAACCCCGCCUGACCGUCUCUUCCAAGGGCAGAAGGCGACGCCCGUCCUCAAAGACACUGCAACAAACCCUCAAGUGCGACGAUGAACCGUUCCUUGACUUCCUCACGCGGUGCUUGAGAUGGGAUCCAGAUCGUCGCAUGAAGCCGGAGGAGGCUGUUCGCCACGAGUUCAUCACUGGGCUGAAAGCUUCAGUUCCCAUUCCGCGGACUCGAGAAUCCUCGCCAGUCAAACGUAACAACACAAUAAACACACCAAGACCACUUCCCGAACCACCUGCGGGUGCCAAGAGCGGCUCGGUUUUCCGCCAACGGGAGAGCUCCAAUGCCAGUCCUCACAAGGCGGUUGCCGGGUCUAGGCGAGCCUCUGGCAUCAAUGGCCCAACGACAACUGGCACCGGUGCAGGUAUCAAGCGAAUAAGCACUGGGAACGGUGCCGUUUCGACCAGUAGUAUCGGCAGCAGCCUCCCCCGUGUAGCUGGCCGAACAGCUAGUGGCAAGCAAGACCUGGCCUCGGCGGGUGCGAACGUUGCUAUGAGUCGACGAGCUUGA
This is a messenger RNA of Anthostomella pinea, 4203 nucleotides long. Lineage: Eukaryota; Fungi; Ascomycota; Sordariomycetes; Xylariales; Xylariaceae. The record is from the annotation of a GenBank genome assembly.